Aspergillus piperis CBS 112811 is the source of this 1017-nucleotide messenger RNA. RefSeq lists its product as uncharacterized. The record is from RefSeq and is a predicted model, not a curated record. NCBI's taxonomy places the organism in Eukaryota, Fungi, Ascomycota, Eurotiomycetes, Eurotiales, Aspergillaceae. The transcript is spliced from 6 exons. Bases 1 to 1017 code for a protein of 338 amino acids.
AUGACUACUACUGUCCGUAUCAUAGUCCUCGUCCUUGCUAUUCCAACUACCCUGGUUUGCGGUCUCCGGCUCUACCUACGAAAAACGGUUCUAAACUCAUGGGGACUGGAUGACUGGAUGGUAAUGGUCGCUCUUAUCAUGGUGAACGGAUUUUCGGCGCUUGCAUAUACCAUCACCUACUAUGGUCUCGGAAAAAAGACCAAGGAUGUUUCAGAUGCGGACCUGCUGGUUUGGUGGAAGAUCUACUAUGCUGCGCUCUGCAGCUAUUUGCUUGUUGCUGCAUCGGUCAAGACAAGUUUAACUGUCUUUAUAAUGCGGCUUUUUCCCACCCGCAGCAUUAGCAUCGCUGGCAGAUGCAUAUUGGGAUUCCUAGCGGCCUUCACACUCGCAGGAACUUCGGCUCUCGCAUUCCAAUGUCGACCCGUUCGCGCUGGAUUCGACAAAACCAUCCUUGAUGCUAAAUGCUACAGUGUUGACACUUCCUUUGCCAUCCUCAUGGCGCAGGGCGUUAUCAUGUUUGUGAUGGAUCUGACCAUCCUCGUACUACCGAUCCGUCGCGUGUGGCAGCUUCAGAUGCCACUUGGACGAAGGGUCUUGGUACUUGGACUGUUUUGUCUUGGAUUCACAGCGUGCAUCGCCGCACUGGUUCGCUUCAGCACUUUGACCUAUGCCAGGGACGAAACAGACUACACCUACACGGCGGCUAAUUCACUCAUCUGGAUGGAACUCGAGUUCAACCUUGGUCUCAUGUCCGGCUCCCUUUCGUCCCUGCGCAAACUCAUUAAGCUUCGAUCGCCUUUCGGGUCGCGCCAAACCUCUUCUUUCACCGGAAGUCGGCCCAACAACGCCGAAUUAGGGAGAUAUAAGGGCUGGGGUAGGGGUAUAAGCAAGAAAACGGAGAUCAACAGGGUUUUUGAGAUCGUAGACAGCAGCCAGGAGCACAUCGCCCCGAUUUACGGUCAGGGUGAAUUAUGCACCACCACUAAUGCGUUCUCCAAUCGGAAGCUUAGCCGUUAG